AUGCGCCUCAUCCUCCUGUCCCUGCUGAGCAGCCUCUGGCCCCUGCUCUGGGCGCGCCGCGCCGCGCUGCCGGCGCUGCUGUCGCUGUCGAUGGUGAUGUUCACCUUCGUGGUGGUGUUCAUGCAGGGCCUGGCAGAGUACAUCAUGGACGCGGGAGAGGGCGACAAGCAGACAGUCGAUUCGGUGAGGGUAUGGUUCAGCAGCUUCUGGGAGUCGUUUCUGACCCUGUUCAAGGUGAUCACCGGGGGCAUCAACUGGCAAGACGUGCACAACCCCCUCGAGAGCGCGUCUUUCUGGUACGGAAAUCUGUUCGUGCUCUACGUCGCGAUCAUGGUCUUCGGCGUGCUGAACGUCAUCACGGGUAUUUUCGUGGAGUGCGCGGUCACGAAAGCUCGUGCGGACACAGACCUGUCUCUCCAGGAGGAGGUUGACCGCGAGAAGAGCAUGAUGAUGCAGCUCAUCCAGCUGUUCAGGGUCAUGGACGCGAACAUGAGCGGCACCAUUUCGCACGACGAGUGGGAGGCGUUCACGCGGCAGCCGAACGCCAAGGCGAUUCUGACUCUUAUGGACCUCGACAUCCACAAGACCCACCAGAUCUUCGCCCUGAUCGACGCUGACGGAAGCAACGAGGUCGACCUCGAGGAGUUCGUCAUGGGGUGCAUGAAGCUGCAGGGCGGCGCCAAGACGGUCGACCUGGAGGCCAUGCUGCAGAACAACAAGGUGCUCGUGAGGAAGAACCUGCACCACCUUCACAACCUGAGCCGCCAUUUCAAGAAGCAGCUGGACGUGCGCCUCAAGACAACCGACACGGAAGUGAGGCGGCUGCACGAGGUGACCGAGAGCAUGGCGCUCCUCCUCCGCGAGCAUGGCUUCCUGACCACCGCCCGCGACAGCAACGGCCUCCUGGCGCCCCCGUGCCGAGAUGACCGGCGGCGCCCGACGGCCGCGCCGCGCCCCGGGCAGCCCGGCGCGCGGCCGGUGGCGAGCGAACCCGUGCCACCCGCGGCCGAGCGCCUCUGA
Prorocentrum cordatum is the source of this 1020-nucleotide messenger RNA. Lineage: Eukaryota; Dinophyceae; Prorocentrales; Prorocentraceae. The record is from the annotation of a GenBank genome assembly.